Coregonus sp. 'balchen' is the source of this 1500-nucleotide messenger RNA. Lineage: Eukaryota; Metazoa; Chordata; Actinopteri; Salmoniformes; Salmonidae. The record is from the annotation of a GenBank genome assembly.
GGAUGCCAAUCGCCGAUAAACCCUACCGAAGAAGAAGAAAAGCGUGCCUUGUAGUAGCUGGCAGUUCUCUUUCCAGUUGUCCCAUUCAUUUUCAGUAAAGGCUAUUUUCAAGAAUGCCACCUAAGGGGAAAGGUGGCAAGGAGGCGGGGAAAGGUGCCAAGGAUGGGGGAAAAGGUGGCAAGGGAGGCAAAGGUUAGUUUAUUCUUCACUAAAUCGAAUAGGCAUGAGGAACAUGCUAACUAGCUAACCAACUGUACAACACAGCCUGUGUGCAGUUAGAUAGCAGCUAGGUAGCGAUCUCUGUGUAAGUCAUGUUAUUAUGUUGAACGUUAUCAUUCAGGUGGAGCAGCUGCAGGGGGUGGAGACAAAGGAAAACAAGAAGAGAAGGCUAUAAAAGGAGGCACUUCUGUUAAGGUAGCUACCUAUGUUCGUUAGUCUCUGCAAUGCUACAUUUUAGGUACACCAUACUGUACCUUCUUUGACUAGAGUGUGUGUGUUCACAUGUAAGCAUAGACCGCUAGCUAAAUUGACUAACUGUUAUUUUUAUGUACUCCCCAGGUCAGACAUAUCCUGUGUGAGAAACAUGGUAAAUGCAUGGAGGCGAUGGAGAAACUGAAGGCUGGGGUUCGCUUCAGUGAAGUGGCCUCACAGUACAGUGAAGACAAAGCCAGACAAGGGGUAAGAGAGCAGUUCCCAUGCACCAACUAACGUACAUUAACCCUUACAAUCACUCAAGUGUGCAUUGGUUUAUCAUGUAGCUGAAAGGGGUGCUGUCUGCUAGUACCUAAAAGGUCCACUGGAUGGCAUCCUCUCUCUGUUUUGCUGUCUAUCACUUAUUACUGUUUUUCAAGAUUGUUGUUCAGGUGAGAGAACUGGGGGGUGUAUUCAUUAGUCAUAGACUGUUGUGGAACUUUUGGUCUGUUGCAAAACUUUUUGCAACGGAAACCGUUUACUCUAGGAACCAAACAGACGCAAAAGCAACGAAACGGGAGGGACCUACCUGAAAACAUUUUGCAACAGUGUCUGACUUAUGAAGACACCCCUGUUUUAGCCUUUGUGUGACUGUGGCAAUAUUGAAUGUAGUGUUACCCUGGUUGUGACAGGGUGACUUGGGCUGGAUGACAAGAGGGUCUAUGACUGGACCCUUCCAGGACGCUGCCUUCGCCCUACCCAACAGCACCAUGGACAAACCCAUUUACACAGACCCCCCCGUCAAGACCAAGUUUGGCUACCACAUCAUCAUGGUGGAAGGAAAGAAAUGACCGGAAGGAAAAUAUCCACUACUCUUCACUUUGACAUUGGGACACUGCUUUCUCUCAGAGGAGAUGGCACAAUCGAUCACUCAAUUUCUCUGCAGCUUUUCUUCAUUUCUUGCAUAAUUCUUUUUCAUGUCCUGGUAAUGGCACAACAAAAGGUAACAAUGAAAUACUCUGUAAAGAGACAGAGGCUAAUAAGACGUAUGUACUCGUGUCUGUAAAUAAAAGGUGGUGAAAUUUGUAC